Messenger RNA from Gordionus sp. m RMFG-2023, 2493 nucleotides. RefSeq names its product serine/threonine-protein phosphatase rdgC-like. The coding region runs from base 1 to 2433 and encodes 810 amino acids. The record is from RefSeq and is a predicted model, not a curated record. NCBI's taxonomy places the organism in Eukaryota, Metazoa, Nematomorpha, Gordioida, Chordodea, Parachordodidae. The transcript has 17 exons. Gene Ontology annotation, molecular function: calcium ion binding; protein binding; manganese ion binding. Gene Ontology annotation, biological process: detection of stimulus involved in sensory perception.
AUGGGUUGCAGUAAUUCUAUACCUAUAACUAAAACAGGAAUUAAUAUUGAUAACACUAAUUCAAUUUCUAAAAAAAUAGCUACUUUAAAUUGUGAUGUGACCAAUUCAUUAGAUGAUAUCAAAAAUCGACAAGCUAGACCUGAAAUAAGUUUGAAAUCAGCUAUAUUGAUUCAGCGAUGGUAUCGAAGGUACUUAGCUAGACUAGAAGCAAGAAGAAGAUGCACAUGGCAAAUUUUUCAAAAGUUAGAAUAUGUUGGAGAGCAGGAUCAACUUAAGCUUUAUCAAUUUUUCAAGGAUAUUUUAGAACAAAAACCUAUGCUUGAAACAUAUAAUGCCAAUAAAAUUUCAGGACAAGCAUUUACAAAUACUAUUCGAGAUAAAAUAGAGCAAAAAUUUCCUUUAUUUGAAGACGAAACAAAACUAAUGAUGCUUACUGCCCCUGAAACGUGUCCCCUUCAAAAUGAUGAUUUAGAUUGUCCAAUAAUAAAUUUUCCAUUUACAGCAUCUGACAUUAAAGAUAUAAUUAAAUCUUUCAAACAAAAAAAGGUGUUACCUGCUUAUUAUGUUUUGAAAAUAUUACAUUUUGCUCGAAAUAUAAUAAAAACAUGUCCAAAUAUUCGCUUAGCAGAUACAUCAAUAUCCAAAAAUAUAACUGUUUGUGGUGAUUUCCAUGGCAAAUUAGAAGACUUAUUAGUAGUCUUUAAUAAAAAUGGUUUUCCAUCAAAUCAAAAUCCAUAUGUAUUUAAUGGUGACUAUGUGGAUCGAGGUAAAAAUUCAUUAGAAGUAGCAUUAAUAAUGAUGUCGUAUUUUAUAUUGUAUCCUGACUCUGUUUACCUUAAUAGAGGUAAUCAUGAAGAUUGCCUAAUAAACCUGAGGUAUGGUUUUCAAAAAGAAAUAAUCUACAAAUACAAAAAACAUGAAUCUGGGAAAAUAAUAGCAUUGUUUUCAGAUUUUUUUCGUUGGAUACCCUUAGGUACAAUAAUAGAUAAUAAGAUUUUUGUCUGUCAUGGGGGCAUAUCAGAAGAUACAGAUCUUGCCUAUAUUCAAACAAUAAAAAGAUAUAAAUACAUAUCCAUGCUUAAACCAAUAGCGGAUAUGACUUUAAUUGCAAAUAAUAAUAGUCAAUCUUCUAUUACAAGUCUUAAAAGCAAUGCUAGUAAGCAAAUUACCUUUGAUGAAGAUGUAAAAGAAUGGAGACAGUUAUUAGAUCUUUUGUGGAAUGAUCCAAUGAAUAAAAUGGGUCAAAUAUUUAACUAUGUUCGAGGAGGUGGUAUCAUGUUUGGGCCUGAUAUAACAAAAGAUUUCUUAACUCGACAUAAUUUAUCAUUGCUUAUACGAUCACAUGAAUGCAAACCUAGAGGAUAUGAAUUUACACAUGAUAAUAAACUUUUAACAAUAUUUUCUGCUUCCAAUUACUAUGAAAUGGGUAGUAAUAAUGGUGCUUUCGUUCAAAUUGACCCUGAUCAAAAUUUGCAUUUCGUCGAAUAUUUAAGCACAGAACAUAUUUACAAAUAUUCUCUUAAUCAAAGUGUGGCUAAUAAUUCAUUAAUUCUGGGUAAAGGAUAUUUAUCUAUCAAAAUAUUUGCAUUAACCGUUUGUCUGAAAUCACCGCAAAUUCGUAAAGAUCCAUCUUUCUUCAAUACGGGCACAAUCGGAGAAGUGAUAUUCGAGUAUUUUAGUCUUUCUAAAACUCCCAUGGAUUCCAGUCGUUGUAAUUCCGAUGCUUUAAUAGACACCGAGGUGAAUAAACUCGAUAAAUAUUCACCAUCGUUACCUGCCAACUAUGCUUUCCUGCCAUCAAUUACCACGACUUUAACAUCGUUCGUCUCUCACGCCCUAGCCCUUUUUAAAGAGUUGAAACACCGAAUCUCUGCUAGGACAGAAUUAACCUUUUUUGAACAAUCCGCUAUCAAAAGUUUAAAGAAACUUUUCUUUUCAAAUAAAUCUGCCCUACUUCAGGAAUUCAAAAAACUAGACUUUCAAAACGAAGGUGUGAUACCAAUGUCUAAAUGGUGCGAUGCUUUAGAAAAUGUUCUGCAAUUAAAUCUUCCGUGGAGAAUAAUUUCUAAAAACUUAGUAAAACUGGAUAUAAAUAAUAAUGUGAUUUACAAUACAUUGUUUGAUGAUGUAAAAAGUUUGAACUCCAACAAAUUUGAAGGUGUUCCAAUGAUGGAAGCAAUAUAUAGAAAUAAAAUUAACCUUGAAAAUAUAUUUAGACUAAUCGAUACAGAUAAUUCAGGAUUAAUAUCGUUAUCUGAAUUCACAGAGGCAUGCAAUUUUUUAGGGGAACAGUCUGAUAAUAUAUUUUCAAACGAAGAUAUAAAAUCAUUAGCUAAAAGCUUAGACCUAAACAGUGAUGGUUAUAUUGAUCUUAAUGAAUUUCUAGAAGCCUUUAGACUAGUAAACGAACCACCCAAAGAUUACCAUACAUAAUAUUUAUAUUUUUAUGCAAGAAAACUUGUUAUUGUUUAUUAUUCUAUUAAAUUAUAAUAU